UAUGCUAAGCGCGAGCUACUCCGCUGUAGCUCCGCUCGCCUUUCUGGUUGCUGCCACCUGCGCGCGAACUCGAAAUACCAGUUGACAUCUUGUUUGAGGGGGGGAGAGAGGAACCGAGAAACCGUUAACACUCUCCGGGACGUCGCGAGCGCACGUGCCGGUGAGGAGGGGAGGAGGAGGAGGAGGGAGGGAGACCGUCGCCAAAUGGAUAUGCAAGGCCCGGAGGAGCUCGGGGAGCAGGUCGAGGAACCGGAGGACCUGGACGACCAGGACACGAGCAGCAUCUCCCCGGCCGAGGAGAUAACGCUCCCACCCGGGGCCGGGGGGGAGGACGAGCCCGAGGGGGCUCUCCUGCUGCCCUGGGACCGCUUCUCCACCUGGCUGCACUGCAUCUGCGUGGUGGGCUUCGACCUGGAGCUGGGGCAGGCGGUGGAGGUUAUUUAUCCUCAUCACUCCAAGCUGUCAGAGAAAGAGAAAACGAGCAUCUGCUACCUUUCCUUCCCCGACUCCAACUCAGGUUGCCUUGGCGACACCCAGUUCUGCUUCCGCUUUCGUCAGGGUUCCAACAGGAAGUCGUCACUCAGCUGCUUCCUGGAAACCACCGACCGGGACGCACCGCCCUGUCUGAAGAGGGAGCAGGGUCAUUACUAUGGUUACGUGUACUUCCGUCAGGUGCGAGACAAAUCCCUGAAGAGAGGAUACUUCCAGAAGUCUCUGGUCCUCAUCAGUAAGCGGCCCUACGUGACCUUCUUCCACUCGCUGCUGAAGAUCAUGGCUCCUGAAUACUUUGAGAAGCAGGAGCCCUGUCUGGAGGCGGCUUGUAACGACAUAGACCGCUGGCCGACGCCCCAUCCUGGCCGAAUCCUCACGCUUCCCAUUAUGGGCGUGGUCAUCAAGAUUCGCAUCCCGACCUGCUACGACAAACCAGGAACCUCACAGCUGGUCCAGUCGGCUCAGAGUGACAGUCAGGUGUCCAUCGUGCUCCCAACCAUCCACGAAGUCGACCUCUUCAGGUGUUUCUACCCGGUCUUCUUCCACAUCCAGAUGCUGUGGGAGUUGGUGUUGCUCGGCGAGGCGCUCGUCGUGAUGGCGCCGUCGCCGGCAGAGUCGUCGGAUACCGUGCUGGCAUUGGUCAGCUGUAUCUCUCCUCUGCGGUUCUGCAGUGACUUCCGGCCGUACUUCACCAUCCACGACAGCGAGUUCAAGGAGUACACCACCAGGACGCAGGCUCCGCCGUCAGUCAUCCUGGGAGUGACCAAUCCCUUCUUUGCUAAAACUCUUCAGCACUGGCCUCACAUCAUCCGCAUCGGAGACAUGAAGCAAGCAGGAGAGAUGGCCAAGCAGAUGAAGGUGAAGAAACUGAAAAACCUCAAAACUCUGGACUCUAAACCCGGCGUGUACACCGCGUACAAGCCGCACCUCAACAAAGACGAAGACAUCAUCAAACAGCUGCAGAAGGGUGUCCAACAGAAGAGACCCUCGGCGGCCCAAAAUGCAAUUCUUCGACGGUACCUUUUAGAGCUGACGCAGAGCUUCAUGAUUCCUCUGGAGCGGUACGUGGCCAGUCUGAUGCCGCUCCAGAAGUCCAUCAGUCCCUGGAAGAGUCCUCCUCAGCUGCGGCCGUUCCUCCAGCAGGACUUCAUGAGGACGCUGGAGAAGGCCGGACCUCAGCUCACCUCCAGGCUGAAGGGAGACUGGCUUGGCCUCUACAGGCAUUUCCUCAAGUCUUCCAACUUUGACGGGUGGUUCCGCAACAGGAGGAGAGAGAUGACCCAGAAGCUGGAGGCUCUGCACCUGGAGGUGCUGUGUGAGGAGGAUCUGCAGCAGAGAGUCCAGCAGCACUCUGAGGUGGAGACGGUUGAUCUGGUUCUGAAGCUGAAAGACAAACUGACUCAGGCGGAGAGGGAGCAGCUGCCGGUGCGUCCGGGGACCGUGGUCAAACUGAGGGCCCACAUUGAGGCCGUCAUCCUGGCCUUACCGGAGGACCUGCAGGGCAUCCUGCACAAGCCCUCCACCCCCUGACCUUUGACCCCACCCCCACCACACAGUCUGCAACCCUCGCCCCAGUCUGAGCUUGUUUUAAAGUUCGGGGGGUAGUGGCUCUCCUCCCAGUUUGAGGAUCUCUUCCGGUCUCGCAUGGAGAAGAAAAAGCACACGGAGCAUUUCUUUUGUUUCCCUAAAUAUUCAUCCAACUUCAGGAGGGUUCUUUCUUUUCGGCGCAGAGACGUUGAGAGAGGAAAGGAGCGCUUGAUUCGUCUCACAGCGCUGCUCUUUACGACACGCGGCUCCGGUACAAGAGAGCUUCAUCUGAGCCCGAGUGUGGCCGAAGGGACUCGUCGUCACCUUGCAGGUAAGAGCAGGAGGAUGGACCCAGCUGACCUUUGACCCCUCGGCAUUUUAAAAUUGUUACAUGAUUGCUUCAGUUUGAAGAAACACAAAAAGUAUGUUUACACACACACACACACCUGUUAUGCAAACAUCUAAGCCGAGCAGUGCUUUAUGAUCAAAUGUAACCACUAUAUAGCUCAUUAAAACACACACACAUGCAUACAUACACACACAUAUACGCACAGCACCAGCGACCCUGUUUUAAGUGUCAACGCGGUAAACGACUCUCGGCCCUCGCGCUCAUUAGCCAAUCACAUCCCUGCAUCCGUGUCACGUGAUCUUUGCGCUGCCCCGGUGGCUCGAGGGAAAUCUUUUCUUUAAAAAAAAAAUGCUUCCCGAAAUCCUGACGUUUCGCCGAUUUCACCCGAUUGUGAGUUUCUCCGAGAGUCUGAGACACGUUGAACCAGGUUUUAGACGACGGUGGUUCUAUCGAACACGCGACAGCCAGCUUUAGGUUGAACUGAGAUCCUCUGAUGCCUCCAGGAAGGAGAGUUCCUCAGUCGGGUCGGUCGUCCUGCUCAGACCAAAGAGAACAUGGCUGGCGUCUGUUUUUAAGUGUUUCCUGAACCACACGGGCGCAUCGCUUCAACUCAAAAACACACGAUAAUAAUAAGUGUAAUAACAACAGAUUUAGCUCUAAUAAAAGAGACAACUGGCAUCCAUCAAAGCAUGUUUUCAACUUUUUACUGCAGAUUUAUUUUAUUGUUUUUUUGGUCAUUUCAGUGUCUUUGGCGAUUUUGAGCUACAUUGUCAUAAUCAAGUCCUUUAAAAUAUAUAUUUAUAUAUAUUUAAAUAUGUAUAUAUUUAUAUAUAUAUAUGUGUGUAUAUAUAUAUUUAUAUUCAUAUAUAUUUAUGUGUGUAUAAUUAAGAGAAGAAUAAUGUGACUGAUCAUUUAUUUAAACUGUUCUCGGCCACUCAAAUGUUCAAUGUUUAAGUUAAAAGGCCAAAACAUGCAACGGGAUUUACUUCCUUGAAAUUCAAUUAAUUGAAACUAAAAGCUUCGGACUUUAUAAUUUUUCUGACUUUCAUUAACAAAUUCUUGGAACCCACCAAAAAAAACAAUAAAAAAAAAAAUCUUAAACUCAUCUUUUAAUUAAAGCAAUAACAAGAUCAUUUAAUUUAUUUCAGUUAUUUGUAUUCUGAGGGAUUUAAAUGACAAUAACGAUUUCUGAAAGUGUAUUUCGUGUAGUUUGCAUUUCAAAAAUAUCACUUGUUAAAUUUUUUUUAAUUUAAACUCUUUUCAGACGUGUUUUUUGUGUGUUUUUUUCCUCACAGCCAUCAUGUAACAUGUUGUAUAAAUACUUUGUAAAGGUAAAAUAACUCAAACCUGUGACAUCCAGUUGUUGGGCAACCACCUAAGUUUUAUAUUUGUAAAGAAUAACAAACUUAUUUUAACAAUUUUUUAUUUUUUUAUGUAGGGCUGUUCUCAUUUUUCUUCUCUGUGGAGAAUUAAGAGUUUUUGUACAUAACGGCGGCCCGGAUAUGAUGAUGUACUAUGAUAUUACAAAAUACAGAGAUAUGAAUAACAACUGCUCCAUAUUAUGAUUAUUUAUAAUUAUUAUAAUUACUAUGUUGUUGAGACGCGUUGACAUUUUGAAUUUGUAGAUUUUUCUGAAAAUGUUACGUUUUAACGUUCAUAAAAUGAGAUUAUAAUGUAAUUUAAGAGGCAUUGAUAUUGGACAAUUGAUCAAAACUAGAGAUUAUGAUUUAGGGAACAGUGAAAAUUAAAGAUUUGAAAAUAUGUAAAGGUAGAGUAAAAAUACAAUAUUUAAAUUUGCACUUGGGUAAAUGUAUUUAGUUACUUUCCAAGAUGAAAUAAUAAAACACUACAAAUUCAAAACGUCAACGUCCGAUAACUCAAGCCUCUGUCUUUGUUAUAUAUAUAUAUAUAUACAGGACUGUCUCAGAAAAUUAGAAUAUUGUGAUGAAGUUCUUUAUUUUCUGUAAUGCAAUUAAAAAAACAAAAAUGUCAUGCAUUCUGGAUUCAUUACAAAUCAACUGAAAUAUUGCAAGCCUUUUAUUCUGAUUUAUUGCUGAUUAUGGCUUACAGCUUAAGAAAACUCAAAUAUCCUAUCUCUAAAUAUUAGAAUAUCAUGAAAAAGUAUACUAGUAGGGUAUUAAACAAAUCACUUGAAUUGUCUAAUUAACUCGAAACACCUGCAAGGGUUUCCUGAGCCUUGACAAACACUCAGCUGUUAUAAAUCUUUUUUUUACUUGGUCUGAGGAAAUAUUAAAAUUUUAUGAGAUAGGAUUUUAGAGUUUUCUUAAGCUGUAAGCCAUAAUCAGCAAUAUUAAAAGAAUAAAAGGCUUGCAAUAUUUCAGUUGAUUUGUAAUGAAUCCAGAAUGCAUGACAUUUUUGUUUUUUUAAUUGCAUUACAGAAAAUAAAGAACUUUAUCACAAUAUUCUAAUUUUCUGAGACAGUCCUGUAUAUAUAUAUAUAUAAAACCACUACUCUAAACCACUCCCGACGGCCUGAAGGACGACCGGUGUAAUAAAAAGUUAGUUUUUCCCAUGAUGGCCGACAUUGUUUUUUUUUUUUUUUUUUGUAAGCCAAUUAAAAGAUAAUUAUGAUAAUUAU
Pseudoliparis swirei is the source of this 4967-nucleotide messenger RNA. It is a transcript of the gene dennd6a, whose product is annotated as DENN/MADD domain containing 6Aa. The transcript is spliced from 19 exons. The record is from RefSeq and is a predicted model, not a curated record. The coding region runs from base 205 to 2022 and encodes 605 amino acids. Gene Ontology annotation, cellular component: recycling endosome. Lineage: Eukaryota; Metazoa; Chordata; Actinopteri; Perciformes; Liparidae. Gene Ontology annotation, molecular function: guanyl-nucleotide exchange factor activity.